Molecule: messenger RNA, 1617 nt
Organism: Aedes albopictus (Asian tiger mosquito)
Lineage: Eukaryota; Metazoa; Arthropoda; Insecta; Diptera; Culicidae
Product: protein shifted
Exons: 6
Coding region: 272-1408 (378 amino acids)
Biological process (GO): anatomical structure development
Cellular component (GO): extracellular region; cell surface
Molecular function (GO): signaling receptor binding
Source: RefSeq, a predicted model, not a curated record
AUCUUCCCUCAAGGAGAUCGGCAAGUGCGGAAUCAUCAACACAUGACGAUUAAUUGGACGAAGGUUUCUCCGUGUCCAGAUCGUACGCGCCACGAUCAAUGAAUCCAUUUCAAGUCGAUUUAUUCCGAUACAACCCAGACCAUUUGCAACAAUGUUGCGCGAUCGCAUCCCGAUUGAGCAUUAAUUUUUGUUUGAAUUCCCCCCAACAACAGGUUUAACCGUUCGAUCUUGGCCAUUUUCACGAUACCCCCCGCCGAACAUUGGCACUCCGAUGGCGAAACGUGACUUGAUUCAGAAUGUGAUCAAGUACAGUUUGAUUUUGAUGGCGACGAUCGUGAGCCAUGUGUGUCCACGGCAGGACCAUUACUACAGCUACCAGGAACCCGAUGACGAUCUAUCGCUCUGGAUCAACGAGCAGCAAGUCAAGAUAUUCAGCGGAGUGGCGAUGAAGAUCUACGCCAUUGACAAUGGGCGAGUGCUGCCACACAUUCGGGACCCUAUGUUCAGCCAGAAUCUACCGAUCAUUCCGUCGGAAGUGAGCUGUGUCAACUUUACCUGGAAAUCUGGAUCGAAAAAGUAUCACUACAACUUCGAUCGGCUUGUCUCCGAAGACGAAACCAUCCUGAAACCCCCAACCAUCUCGAUCAAAACCAGCGGUCGUGUUCCAAAGAAUGCAAAGGAGUUCAGUGUGACACUGCCCUGCUCUGGUAAUGUGUCAGGCAUUGCGGUGUUCAGCAUUGGACUCCUAAUACAAAGCCGCAAGGGCAAACCGGUGCCCGGCACGCCACUUCGCACUAAACUCCGUAAGGAAUGUGCACAUAGAGGUGUGUAUGAUAGAACUUCUUCCCUAGCAUCUUCGCAAGGACCCGAUCCCGAGUGUGACAAAAAGUGCGCCAACAAGGGCGUCUGCAACGAGGAUAAGAUCUGCAUCUGUCCGGAGGGUUACAUGGGCCAGUACUGUCAGACGGCCCUGUGCUAUCCGCAGUGCAUGAACGGAGGUAACUGUACCGCUCCGGGCAACUGUUCCUGCCCACCGGGUUACCAAGGAAGGCACUGCGAGGGUGGAAUCUGUGCGGAGAAGUGUCUGAACGGUGGAAAGUGUAUCCAGAAAGACAAAUGCGAAUGUACAAAGGGGUAUUACGGACUGCGCUGCGAAUUCUCAAAGUGCGUCAUCCCCUGUCUGCACGAUGGCAAAUGCAAAGGAGUGAACAAGUGCCGCUGCAAGCCGGGAUUGAGCGGAGACCACUGCCAGAUUGGACGUCGCCAGCGGUCCACCUGCAAGAGACCCUGCAAGCAUGGGACCUGCAAACCCGAUCACACCUGCACCUGCGACGACGGAUGGUUCGGAAAGCUGUGCAACAGACGGGAGAAGAAGAAACGAAAUGGUUCGAAACUACCCAAACGGUAAUCCCGGGGAAAACGCUGAAUCCAAACUCUCUUUGUGAAUUGCCGAAACCGACGCCUAAUCUACCUGUGUAGCUUUGCCCGUGCUCUCAAUAUUACCCGUUUUGGAGUUUUCUUUCCCUCUAUCUCUCGAGAGAUACAAGCCGCCACAUGUGUAUUUUGUUGUGAUAAAUAAACGAAAAUUUAUAGUUUCUCAGUGUAAGCCAAACCAAA